AUGACGCCAACACCGCCCCGCAGCGACUCGGUCCAUGUCCCCUCCCCCGGAAACGCGUUCUCCCCUUGUGGGGUCAACGUUCCACCCAUGCGGAGGCCGCAUCUCGAUUUUGUCUAUCGGAUUGUGUGCGAUAUGGACCCUGGCAUUUCCGAGAUUCCGAACGUUGAUAAUACCAGUGUCACGCGGGUUGUCCUACCCAUCUGGGGAGGAUCUGUACGAGGCCCGAGGAUUCAGGGCAAGAUUGUGGAGAGGAGUGGCGCCGACUGGCUAGAGCGCAUUCAUCCGGACAAGGUAUUUGCGAGAUUAAAUGCAAGAUACACUCUUCAAACAGAUGACGGAGUCUUCAUUCUGGUCAGCGCACAUGGGAUCUACAACAUCGGUCCCGGUCAGCCCCAAACACGAUCUCCAGCUCGAACAGUGUCUCAGAACGAGGUAGAGUAUUUUACCCACAUCAGAUUCGAAGCUCCUGGUGGCAGCCCAUACGGUUGGAUGAAUACCAUUGUGGCAGUAGGGGUUAUGACCAUGUUCGAGGGAAAGCCUGUGAUUGAUUGCUACCGACUUACCAACUUCCCUAACAAACCGGCGGAAAGGCUCUGA
This is a messenger RNA of Colletotrichum higginsianum IMI 349063, 597 nucleotides long. RefSeq lists its product as uncharacterized. The record is from RefSeq and is a predicted model, not a curated record. Bases 1 to 597 code for a protein of 198 amino acids. Lineage: Eukaryota; Fungi; Ascomycota; Sordariomycetes; Glomerellales; Glomerellaceae. The transcript has 2 exons.